AUGCUCUCACGCGUUGCUGCAGUGAAGGCACCCCGCACACACAACCGUUGCCGCGUGACCGGAUCCAGCGGAAGGAGGAGGGAGGGAAGAGAGAGUGAGCCGCAGAGGCCCAACAUGUCCCGGCGUGUGUUUACUUCCGCGGUGCUGCUCCUCCUCGUCGUGUUGAUGUGCUGCGCCACCUGUGGAGCUACAGCUGCAACGGAGAAUGAUGGCAACAGUGAUUUAAGAAGUGUUGAGGAGCUGCAAUGGGUCGAUCUAUUUGUGCCGCAGACGACGCAGGUUCUGCCGGAAGGUGGAGGUACUCCAGGGACGAAGCGGAAUGCAUUUGUUUCACCCUCUCUUGUCAGUGCUGGCGGAGUAAUUGCUGCUUUUGCCAGAGGCAUAAUAAAUCCCCAAUAUGACAGUGAUGUAUUAAUUAAGCCACUUUCUUCUGAUGUUGUUGCGGAGUACAUCGACUCUUCGUGGGAUUGGUCCACUCUUGUUGAAAAGGUGAGUGAAAUUACAUGGAGGGCACACACCGUGCUUGAUACAACGGAUGGAACGAAUCGUGUGGGCGAUGUGAUCAACCCCACAACAACAACGAAGGGUAAUAAGGUGUUUCUUCUUGCGGCAAGCUAUGACAGACUCAAUCAGAGUGAUGGGAUUUGGAAAUGGGACAGCCUGGAUCUGAAACUGGUUGUGGGUGAUGUCACGAAGCCUACGGCGAGCGAGCCGAGUGGAUGGAUCACGUGGGGCACACCCACAUCGUUAAGCCAGACUACUUUAAAGACACCCAAUGCUGGAUUGAAGGAUUUUGCUUCUUCUGGUGGCUCAGGUGUUCUGAUGGAGGAUGGCACGCUCGUGUUUCCUCUGAUGGCGAGGAAUGAAGCAGAAUAUGUUUACUCCAUGAUUAUUUACUCGACGAACAACGGUGAAAAAUGGUCGCUCUCAACGGGCGUUUCACCUGCGAACUGCACUGAACCCCGCAUCACCGAGUGGGAGGGAUCACUUCUCAUGAUUGUUGACUGCGAGAGCAGCCAGAGGGUGUACGAGUCGCGGGACAUGGGGACAACGUGGACGGAGGCCAUCGGGACACUUCCAGGCGUGUGGACCAAGUCAAAACCAGAAGUCUCUCCGGAUGUAAGCCUGCAUGUGGAGGCUCUCAUCACCGCGACCAUUGAGGGAAGGAAGGUCAUGCUGUACAUUCAGAGAGGGUACGCCUCGGGGGAACAAAGGGCCACUGCGCUCUACCUUUGGGUGACGGACAACAACCGCUCGUUUUAUUUUGGACCAGUUGCCGUGGAGGAGGCUGCGAAGUGGGAGUUCGCCAGCAGCCUGCUGUACUCGGAUGGCAAUUUGCAUCUUUUACAACGGAGGGCCACUGGUGAAGGCCGUGUCAUUUCACUCUCCCGCCUGACGGAGGAACUGAAGGAAAUCAAGUCCACCCUCAGCACUUGGGCGCAAAAGGACGUUUUCUUCUCGAGCCUGUCUAUACCCACGGUGGGUCUGGUGGCAGUUUUGUCCAACGCAUCGGCCAGUGACGACACGUGGAACGACGAGUACCUUUGCCUGAAUGCAACGGUGACGAACGCCACGAAGGUCAAGGAUGGGUUUCAAUUGACGGAGCCUGACUCCGGGGUAAUAUGGUCUGUGAACACUCAGGGUAAUAAUGUGCGCCAUGUAUUUUUGAGCCACGAUUUCACACUUGUGGCGUCGGUGACCAUCGAAGAGGCUCCGACUGCGGACGCUCCUCUACUGGGUGCGCUGUUGGGGGACACCAAUUCCCCGAUUACCAUGGGAGUCGUGUAUACCGCGGAUAAAGAAUGGGUAACUAUAUUCAACGACAAGAGAACAAAAAGUGGCACUUGGGAGCCGAAGAAAGAAUACCAAGUGGCACUCAUGCUGCAAGGCAACAAGGCUUCUGUGUACGUUGAUGGUAAGUUGCUGGGGGAAGAGGAGACGAUGUUAACAGGUGAGACACCACUUGAGCUUGUGCGCUUUUGCUUUGGCGCGUGCGAAACGCACAACUUUCCUGUGACGGUGAAGAACGUCUUUCUGUACAACCGCCCACUGAAUUCCACUGAGAUGACUGCAAUCAAGGACAGGAAACCCAAAGAUGAAAAAGGAAGCAGUGACGGUGAAGAUAAAAAAGGAAGCAGUGACGGCUCCAUGCAUGGGGGCGUGUCGCGGGCGCUGCUUCUGCUGAUGCUGCUGGGGAUGUGGGGCAUUGCGGCCCUUUACUGA
Messenger RNA from Trypanosoma cruzi, 2223 nucleotides. Its product is annotated as trans-sialidase, putative. The transcript has a single exon. The record is from RefSeq and is a predicted model, not a curated record. Lineage: Eukaryota; Euglenozoa; Kinetoplastea; Trypanosomatida; Trypanosomatidae. Gene Ontology annotation, molecular function: exo-alpha-sialidase activity. Gene Ontology annotation, cellular component: cytoplasm; intracellular membrane-bounded organelle; membrane. Gene Ontology annotation, biological process: oligosaccharide catabolic process; ganglioside catabolic process. The coding region runs from base 1 to 2223 and encodes 740 amino acids.